This is a messenger RNA of Ceutorhynchus assimilis (cabbage seed weevil), 2082 nucleotides long. Lineage: Eukaryota; Metazoa; Arthropoda; Insecta; Coleoptera; Curculionidae. The record is from the annotation of a GenBank genome assembly.
AUGGAGUGGCGGCUCUUUGCGAGAUCACUGAUGGCUGCUUUAAUUUGUUGCACUGCUCUUUCUGGCGUAAAAGGGCUCGUGAAAAAAGAGGACAUAGAAUCCAGUCUAGGCAUAAUCCACGAAGUUUCAACGAAAAGUUUGGGUUCCUUAUGCGUAACCGAACAAUUUCGUUCAUUGACGGUACCAAUCGAUACGUUGAGGUUCGAAUCGGCAAGACAAAAGGCCGAUUUGGCCGCUACACUUUUACAAGACUUGGGAGUUGCUCAUCACAAUGGUCUUCAAGAUGCCAUUUCCAAAAACAUUUUGGUCUCUGACCAAUCAGUAUUAUCGGCUCGAGUACUAGCGAUGAACGCCACCACAGGAACCUUGAUAAAUUGCGCCUGGUGGCAAAAACAGGGAUUAGAAAUGGGUGGUCCGAAGAAGGUGACCGAAACGGUUUUGGAGGUCGGUCACAGACCUACCACGGAUUAUCCUUGGUAUGAAGACGCAGACUCCAGCCCUGGCUUACGCUCGCCAAAAUUCAUCGAGAGUCCACCCAAUGUGUCUUACCGCGGUUGGUGGACUUACCCUUACUAUUCCUGCUCUGCUAGAAGAUGGCUGAUGUCUUACAGCGUGCCAAUCCCACCACCUGGACGAAGAGGACUGAAAGGUUUUCUGAGUCUAGACGUAGAUAUUUCCCAUUUAGAAGUCAACCAAUGCGAAGUCAGAUUACACGAAACUUCUAGCAAAUGUAUGACGGUCUUCCACGGAUCGCACAAAUGUCACAAUUCCACAACAGAAUGUAUUUUUAAGUCUCCAUUGCACGUGCCGACAUGGUCAAGGGGUAGAUAUCAGUGUCAUUGUAGAAAAGGAUACUAUUCUCCACACGAAAAUGGAAUUUUCAAUGGAUCUUUAGUCGAAGUUGCUUGGGAAGAACAUUUAGAAAAUUCCAGCGACUCGUGGCAAUCGAUAUUCCAAUGUCUCAGAUGCGCACCAGGAUGUCAUUUUUGUACAGAUCCGUCUCCCUGCUUAGCUACAUAUCAUUGGCCUUUCAGAAUCACUCUAUUAACUGUCAGUGUUAGUUGUGUCUUUAGUACUGUGGUAUUGAACUGUUACAUGUUCAAAUAUCGCAAAUUGAAAGUAUUCAAAGUUGCCAGUCCGAUUUUUCUCAGUAUUACUUUACUAGGAUGCGCUACUAUGUACCUUGAAAUGGCUGCAAUAUUUCCUGUAUUAGAUAUGUAUUCGUGCAUAGCCACAAAAUGGUCAAGGCAUUUAGGAUUUUGCGUUACUUAUACAGCAUUAUUAAUGAAAACUUGGAGGGUGUCACUAACUUAUCGUGUAAAAUCAGCACACAAAGUUAAAUUAACCGACAAACAGUUGCUCCAAUGGAUGGUACCGAUUCUACUAGUAAUGCUCAUUUACUUGGGUACUUGGACUUUAUCCGAUACACCAACCGCUGAAGAAAUUGUAGAUCACGAAGGCUUGAGGUUCAAACAGUGCGCUUAUAAUUGGUGGGAUCAUAGUUUGGCUAUUGGAGAAGUUUUGUUUUUGGCAUGGGGUGUCAGAGUGUGCUAUAACGUGAGAAAUGCUGAAUCCUUGUAUAAUGAAGCGAGGCUAAUUAGUUAUGCCAUUUAUAAUAUCGCUUUGGUCAAUAUUAUGAUGAUUGCGUUUCAUUUAUUCAUAUUUCCAAGAGCUGGACCAGACAUCAAAUAUUUCUUAGGAUUUGUGAGGACUCAGCUAUCCACCACUACAACCAUAGUUUUAGUGUUUGGGCCAAAAGUAAUUCGAGUAUUAAGAGGUCAAGGCGAUCAAUGGGACAACAGAGCCAGAUCCAGAGGAGUAACAGCCUCCUUUUCCUUAAACGGCAUCGGACUAGUAUCAGAAGAAACUCCAGAUUUAUAUCAAGAAAACGAAGAACUCAAAGAAGAAAUCCAAAAGCUGGCCGCACAAAUCGAAUUCAUGAAAAUCGUCCACAUGGAAAUGAACAAUCGACACAUCAAACCGAAAGUCGGUGGGUAUUUUACCAGUUUGAACGCACCGAUGGUGGUGCACAGUCCUUUGACUAAGCAAGGGAUUUUGAAUAAACCGCCCGAAGAACUGUGA